Messenger RNA from Labeo rohita (rohu), 2645 nucleotides. RefSeq names its product cholinergic receptor, nicotinic, alpha 7a (neuronal) (gene chrna7a). The record is from RefSeq and is a predicted model, not a curated record. Gene Ontology annotation, cellular component: neuron projection; synapse; postsynaptic membrane. Gene Ontology annotation, molecular function: transmembrane signaling receptor activity; acetylcholine-gated monoatomic cation-selective channel activity. NCBI's taxonomy places the organism in Eukaryota, Metazoa, Chordata, Actinopteri, Cypriniformes, Cyprinidae. The coding region runs from base 78 to 1604 and encodes 508 amino acids. Gene Ontology annotation, biological process: nervous system process; chemical synaptic transmission; signal transduction. The transcript is spliced from 10 exons.
GAGAGUCUUUUCAACACCGAAACCUACAUGACCUAGAGCAUUUCUAUUCAUUACUGCAAUUUAACUUUCAUAAGAACAUGGGAAUUUGGGAAUAUACUCUUUAUUUUACCACCACAACCUGCCUAUGGAGUGUGUCACUUCAGGGAGAGCAUCAGAGAAGACUCUACAGAGACUUGAUGAAAGACUAUAACCCACUGGAGAGACCUGUGUUUAAUGACACACACUCGCUCACUGUGUAUUUCAGCUUCAGUCUCAUGCAGAUUAUGGAUGUGGAUGAGAAGAAUCAAGUACUUACAACCAACAUUUGGUUACAGCUGUAUUGGUAUGACUACUAUCUUCAGUGGAACGCUUCUGAAUAUCCUGGAGUGACGAAUGUACGAUUCCCUGACAGUCAGAUCUGGAAACCUGACAUCUUACUGUAUAACAGUGCAGAUGAAAGGUUUGACGCCACAUUUCAUACUAAUGUGCUGGUGAAUUCCUCUGGUGCCUGCCAAUACCUACCGCCAGGGAUAUUCAAAAGCACCUGCUACAUCGAUGUUCGCUGGUUCCCCUUUGAUCUUCAGAGGUGUGAUUUGAAGUUUGGCUCCUGGACGUAUGGGGGAUGGUCUCUGGACCUGCAGAUGAUUGAUGCUGACAUCACAGGAUAUAUCGCUAAUGGAGAGUGGGACCUUGUGGAGGUUCCAGGUCGAAGGAAUGAGAGAUUCUAUGACUGCUGCAAGGAGCCGUACCCAGAUGUGACUUUCACGGUGGUGAUGCGGAGACGGACGCUAUACUACGGUCUAAAUCUGCUUAUCCCCUGUGUGCUCAUCUCUACUCUGGCUCUGCUGGUCUUCCUGCUGCCUGCUGACUCAGGCGAGAAGAUCUCUCUUGGGAUCACAGUCCUGCUCUCACUGACAGUUUUCAUGCUUCUGGUAGCUGAGAUAAUGCCGGCAACAUCAGACUCUGUGCCUUUAAUAGCUCAGUAUUUCGCCACCACCAUGGUUAUUGUUGGUCUGUCUGUGAUAGCCACAGUCUGGGUAUUACAAUACCAUUACCAUGAUCCAGAAGGAGGAAAAAUGCCAAAAUGGACCCGUGUGGUGCUGUUGAACUGGUGUGCGUGGUUCUUGCGGAUGAAGAGGCCUGGUGAGGACAGAGUUCGCUCAGCUUGUCACAACAAGCAGCCGCGCAGUAGCCUCACCAGCGUGGAUCUGAACAUCAGUACUGGAGCCACACAGUCCACAAAUGGGAACCUGCUGUACAUCGGUUUCCGUGGAAUGGACGCUAUUCACUAUGCCACUUCACCCGAUUCAGGGGUGAUCUGCAGCCGGCUCGUCGCCACAGGUGAGGAUGAUGUGCUGCUCCCUGGGGCUCAGGCGUCUUCUGUUAGUAGCGGCCCUGGAGAAAGUGAACUGUCCAAAAUUUUGGAUGAGGUUCGGUACAUUGCCAAACGCUUCCGGGACCAAGACGAGGAGGAGACUUUGUGUAAUGAGUGGAAGUUUGCAGCAUCUGUCAUUGACCGUCUUUGUCUCAUGGCCUUUUCUCUGUUCACCAUCCUCUGCACCAUUGGUAUCUUAAUGUCUGCUCCGAAUUUUGUAGAAGCCAUUUCCAAAGAUUUCUUCACUUGAGGCCUUUGUAUACCCCUAUUGUAGUUAUUUUUACUUCUCAGAGCCUCUCAAGUGUAACAAUACAUUUCUUUUACACAGUAGAUUAACUAAAAAUUGACUUGAAGGAAUAGUCCAUUUAAAAAGAAAAAAAUCACUUUGAUUGUUUGGAAAAGAGCAGCGUGAACAUUCUGCUAAGGCUCUUCAGUAUUUCAUACAAGAAGAAAUUAUACAGGUUUGAAAUGGCAUGAGGGUGAGUAAAUGAAUCAUGAAAUUGGGCAAGUUACUUCUAAAAUGUAAUACAUUAUAUGUUACUAGUUACUGUCUUUUGAAAGUAAUUAGUUACAUUACAAUCUUACUGUCUCUGAAUUGUAAUGCGUUACUUUCACUGAAAUAUUUACAGCAUUUUAAAAUGCUAAAUUGUAGUUUAUUGCUGCUCAUUAUACAUAAAGUGAAGGGCAAUGUAUUAUAGCAAAGUGACUGUGAAGGCCUCCAAGCCUGCUAACAGCAUAAUGUAAUAUACAGAGUAAAGGCUCAUGGCGGAAUACGUUCCUUCAUGACUGGUCUCAACAUAUCUGUUUUUGAGUGUUUUUGUAUUAGUGGCUGCGUAAACUAUUGUAUCAAACUGUGCAUCUGAGACAGGACUGUAGCCUUAAAUGAACUUUAUAAAAGUUUAUAAUUUAUUAUUUGUUUGUUUUUCACAAAUUUAAGCAUUUGCCGCACACACACACACACACACACACACACACACACACACAAUGAAUUUCUCUAGUGUUGUAUCUGCCAUCAUGCUUCAUCUAUGGUUAUCACUGCUGUUGUACGUCUUUGUGCUCAUGUCUUUUUUCCAGUAUUGUAACUGCUGGAGAAUAAGUCACUGUACGUGAUGAUAUGAAGGUGGAGAUUUCUAACCACUUUUUUUCUUUCAAAAUAUUGUACAGUAUAAUGACAAAUAAACAUAUUUUUGUAGGUCGACCCUGAUUUUCAGACUUUUUAAAUGUCUUUAAACCAGCAAAAAUCACUACAGUAACCACUCAGAUAGCGUUAGGAAAACAAUGCUUUAAGUAU